Fusarium odoratissimum NRRL 54006 is the source of this 1071-nucleotide messenger RNA. RefSeq lists its product as uncharacterized. The transcript is spliced from 2 exons. NCBI's taxonomy places the organism in Eukaryota, Fungi, Ascomycota, Sordariomycetes, Hypocreales, Nectriaceae. Bases 614 to 1012 code for a protein of 132 amino acids. The record is from RefSeq and is a predicted model, not a curated record.
CUCCCUUUCUUAUGUCUUUGACAGUAGCAUCAUCUCUUUCCACUUCUCAUUCUCCAAAGCAUUACCCGAGAGCUCUGGAACCCGAGAAGAUAACACGAGAGCAUGCCACAGAUUUCUCUGGAUCUUCCGACGCAUCUUAUUGAUGUCCCGGCUGGUCGCAGUAGUGAACGCUACUACAUUCCCAUAUAUAAUGUAAACGAUUUCUGAGAGCGAUUCCUAUACCUAUGCUCCGCCACAGUGCCUCAAAUCACUUACAAACUAUCAGAUUCCCUUUGGCGGUGCACGAGAGCUCAUAAGUUACUGGUUACAAGACUGUGGCGUUAUAGAUUGGCAAUUUCACAAUGACGCCCGCUCAGGAUGGAUUUGUUUCGAGUACGAGAGGGACUUUGGAAUUGCACUUGAGAUUCUACAAGAAGCGAAGCAACUUCACCCAAAGCUGGAAUACUCAGCCGUCAACAAGCUGAGGAGCAUCAAGCUCGAGGUUAUAGAUUGCACGUUGACCCAGCCCAGGUUUGCCAGGAUAUACUCUAGCCACGUCAAAGGGUCACUGCGACGUUGGGACGAUCUGAUCGACUGGAUCAGGUUGGACCUACCCAAAGCUAAGGUGGACAGGAUGCAGAAAAUAUUGUUGACAGGGUUAUCGUCCCGUCCAAACAUCCAUGAACUCAAUCGCUGGAUGUGUUCGAAACUCGGAUCAGACUGCCUGCUGAUUGUUGCCUCACGCAUCGCCCGGAUAGGCAUGUGCCGCGCGCUGGUCUUUGUCUGUACGCUCGCCAUGGUGAAGGGCUUGUCCGAGGAUAGAAUAUACAAUUGUCUCGAAGGAGUGAUGUUCGGCAAUGAGACCGUGAGAAUUCUGGUUGAGCGGUCUGAUGGCCAGGCUAGUGCAACGGAGUGCCAACAAGAGGCGGCACCUCUGGUUGUGCUGGGAUCGUCGAGACUGCCACCUCACUGGCCUAGUAUAGUGUCCAAAUGGAAUCACAGCAUGGAGAAGAUAGACGAGGAUACUACUUAGGAACACUCGAUGCAUAGUGUGCCGCACCUUGAUGUCCGGUGUUAGGGCGAAGCCUUUUC